Messenger RNA from Lecanosticta acicola, 2586 nucleotides. NCBI's taxonomy places the organism in Eukaryota, Fungi, Ascomycota, Dothideomycetes, Mycosphaerellales, Mycosphaerellaceae. The record is from the annotation of a GenBank genome assembly.
AUGGAGACCCGUUCCCAUCGCUAUGAGAUUUCGAGGCCACAGCCGAUACCAGCUCCACCCCCUCCGCCGCCGCCGCUUCCUCCACCUCCUCAGCACCCACCAGCAUCGACAGCUCCACCAACCUCGCAGCAUGCGCCGACCCCCGACCCAACGCCAUGGUCGUUGUUUGCACGACCUCUCUCCGAUAUUCGGGAAUUGAGUGAGCCAAGCCUCAUGGACAAUGUCGUCAGACAUCCCAGCGCGCGUCGCGGACACGGACGGAAUGUGUCACGAGUAGGCUCUCAUCACAAGCGACAUGAAUCUCUGAGACGAGUGCCAUCCUUGAAAUCGACACAGCAGGUCGCAAAGCCCGUCAUCAGUGUAUUGCCUGCUCAGGACGGCGGCUCUUCGUCUUACAGCAGCACACCGGAACAGUUGAGUUUCUACAGCAUUCCUCAAACCAGCGUGCCUCGCAGGUCUUCCUCACAAAAGUACUUUGUACGACCACCGGGACACCAGACCCGAAGCGCUCCUGCGCGCUCAAAGCCCCCCUCAGAUCCGGAUCCUCCGUCAAACCUUUUCCACUCCAUUCCCAAUCGUGGCGCCAGUCAGUCGCCCGUGAAGGAGGCAGGUCUGAGGCUUGACCCCAUUACUUCCGAUACGGCCAGAAGGAUUCCCUCGCAGACCCACGUACGCAGUCCGCAUCCGUCAGACAUCUUCGAAUUUCCCUCAUACAAGCACCCGCGGGUAAAGUUGGAGUUGCAGCUGUCGGCUCCGUUGUUUGUCGGAGGAGGCAGCGUGGAAGGUUUCGUGCGUGUUACCGUGGACGACAAUGAGCGGGCUAUCAUGCAUCGUCGCUCGCUCAGCAUUGGCGCUGUCUCUGUUGACUUACUGGGCUUCGAGGAGGUGGACGGAACUCGCAGAGCAACCUUCUUGGCACUCGGAACAGAACUGGUCGAUCCAAACCAUCCGCCGCCGCCUAGCAUGAUUCAGCCGGCAAAUCCGCUCUUCGCCGAUGAUAAGUUCUGGUCGUUGACACCGUCUUGUACGGCUCUUCCAUUUAUGAUUAGCCUACCACUCGACACUGGACCGCCUCCGUUUCAAUCGAAACAUGCCAAAAUUCGCUAUUUGCUUUCUGUGACAACGUUCCUUCGGGACUCUGGGAAGCAUUACCGGGUCAGAACGUCACAGGAUGUCCACGUACUGCCGACCUACGAUCCAGAAAAGGCACUCACGUCUUUGACCAGCCCACUCGUAGCAUCUGAUGAACUCCCUCUCCCGCGAAGCACCGGCCUCGAAAGCAUCAAAGUUACUGCUGGUCUUCAUCGUCAGGUUUGGGUGAGCGGCAGCAGUAUCUUCGUGGACGUGCACAUAUCGAACAGGUCUCAAAAGCCUGUCAAAAGACUUGAACUUAUGCUCGAGCGAGACAUCUUGCGCUACAAACAUGCAGCAGCAGCCACGAUGGAGAAGUCAGCAAGUCAGGCGCGCAUCUUCGAGAGCAACGACCAGACGAUCCUGGCGAGGAGUUGCUUCAAGCCAGGUUCCAUCGGAUGGCAUGGAGUGGAUCCACACACUUCUGAUACUCGAACGUGCGAGCUCGAAUUGGCCCGUGGCCAUGCUACUGUGCGCUGUGGCAAGUAUUUCGAGGUGCGAUACUUUCUCAACGUGACGGCAUCCUUGUCCAACUCCAAGAUCGUAUCUGUACAACUGCCUAUCAUACUGAUUCACAUGAACUCGCUGGACGUGGUUCCGAACUCGGUCGCACAGGUUGCUGCCGCCAUUGAAGAGAAGCGCGCUCAUCGCCAAGUCAGUCACUCGCGUUCACGCAGAGCAGACGGCGCGCACUCUCGCCGGCGUUCCGUCUCAUCGCCCGCGCGAACCAGCGGUCUACCAAGGCAACCUCUCUACGCUCCGGGCCGUGCAUUUGCCGCACCACGUCAGCAGUCUCUGGAUCGCCAGCGAGAACAUCGUGCAGACAUUGCAGAGCUUCAGCAGAUCUUGGAUGCCUCACCGCGCCGAAAUGCGCCUUUGCGAGGCAUCUCGAUCCGGAAGAUGGGGAGUGAUGUCAGCCUGGGGACUCUGCGGCUCGCCAGCCCGAGUACGGAGAGUCUUGGUGUCCUGGGUGCGAUGUCGUACCAGACUCCACCUCCCAAUCCACAAGCGCGGGUCUUUGCGAACGACGAGAGCGAAAGUCUCGGCUCCCGGCGCCGAAGGAUGGGAAGCUUUGGAUCCAAUCGGAGUAAAAAGUCGACGGGCACGACGAGGUCCAAGUCCGUGAAUGGUGGGCGAGGGGGAGGCGAGAAGGUCAAGCCACCGCCCAAGAUGAUGAUGGUGUCGUCUGAUCGGCGACAUCAACUCAUGCUUCCGCCGCACGCACUGGGCCUCACGAGCACGACGCGGAAGGUCGGUAUGGACGAGCCGACGGAGCGAUCGGCGACGGCCACUGGCUUCCGGGAGAAGCUGGAUCGGAGCAGAUUUGAAUUCAAGGCUGUACGGAGGAAGGCGAGUGGGAGUCUGAAGGAGAGGAGUAUGAAUUGGUGGGAGCAGAGGAAGAAUCAUGGCCACAAAGAGCGGGAACGGGAGAAGGAUGGGAUGAGUUGGAUAUAG